Gaeumannomyces tritici R3-111a-1 is the source of this 189-nucleotide messenger RNA. RefSeq lists its product as hypothetical. The record is from RefSeq and is a predicted model, not a curated record. Lineage: Eukaryota; Fungi; Ascomycota; Sordariomycetes; Magnaporthales; Magnaporthaceae. The transcript has 3 exons. The annotation marks the transcript as partial.
AUAAAUGGUUGUAACGAAAAGGAAAUUUUAUCGUUCGUUAAGGAUUUAACGAAUUUUUUAUCGAUUUUUUUCCAAUUCCAGCCCUUUAAAGCUAGUACUUGCUGUUAUUUUAACGCCAUUUCGACGGUUAUUGGGUUUUUAACUUUUCGCAAAUUAUUAAUUGCAUGCUUUAUAGCUUCGCUAAAUUAA